Molecule: messenger RNA, 10709 nt
Organism: Drosophila busckii
Lineage: Eukaryota; Metazoa; Arthropoda; Insecta; Diptera; Drosophilidae
Gene: Abca3
Product: CG1718
Exons: 24
Coding region: 188-10636 (3482 amino acids)
Biological process (GO): transmembrane transport; lipid transport
Cellular component (GO): intracellular membrane-bounded organelle; membrane
Molecular function (GO): ABC-type transporter activity; ATP hydrolysis activity; ATP binding
Source: RefSeq, a predicted model, not a curated record
GUUAACACGGUCGUGCAGUUGGGCUCGAGACUCUUGUGCCGCCUAAUAACAAAACUCAUAAUAUUUUUUUUGUUAUUAAUUUUUUUUCGUGCAAAGGUGCAAGUUUAAACAGGAUUUAUAUAUCGUCUAUGUUUUUUUAUGUGCACAUGAGACGCUAAAGGCUAAAAGGACAAAGCACUAACCAACAAUGGCUAACGUUAGCAAUUGGAAUAAGUUUGUGCUGCUGCUGUGGAAGAACUGGAAAUUGCAAAAAAAUCACAAAGUACAGUUAUUUGUGGAGCUCUUUCUACCCGUUCUAUUCUCAUUGCUAUUGGUGCUCAUACGCACGCUAGUGAUUGCCGAAUCUGAACCGAUUACAACCUAUCCAGAGUUGAAUAUCGAUCUAAAAGUGUACAAAUUUACAAUCACACAUACGCGUCGUAUGAGCGCGUUAGCGUCCCUGCUACUCUCUAAGAAAAAAACGAGCGAGACUAAUAAGCUUGGAAAUCGUAUCCCCUUCUUUUGGUUGUACUACUCACCCCAAAAUGAUGUGCUCGAUAAGGUUGUGGGCGAAGCGGCGGCCAGCUUAGGAAUGCAGCUUUAUCAAGGCUAUAAGAACGCUGCUGAUCUGGAGAAUGCAAUGAUGGCCAAUAAUGCCUUUGCCGGCAUACAAUUCGAUCAGAGUUUGGCCACAGCUUACGAGUUGCCCAAACGUUUCGAUUUUGUGCUGCGUUUCCCAUCGGAGCUGCGCACCAAUACGUUGAGCAUUGAGCAAUCCUGGCUGACAAUGCGUCUGUUUCCAAGCUAUGCGCCCAAUGGACCGCGCAAUAAACGAGAGGAAGAUGGUGGUAUACCUGUGGGUUAUCUACGUGAGGGAUUUCUGGCCGUGCAGCAUGCCGUAAGCAUGGCCUAUCUACGACAGAUAUCAAAUAACUCCACCUUGCCCAGUGUAAAGCUGCAGCGUUAUCCAUAUCCAUCCUAUAUAGAUGAUCCAUUGCUGCAAGGACUUGGCAGCAUAAUGUCGCUGAUCAUCCUGCUCUGCUUUAUGUAUCCCUGCACAUAUAUAGUUAAGUAUGUAACCACCGAAAAGGAGUUCCAGCUGAAGGAAGUAAUGAAGAUUAUGGGAUUGAGCAAUUGGCUACAUUGGACCGCUUGGUUCGUCAAGUCCUUCAUCACACUCACUAUCUCCGCCAUUAUGAUAACCACCAUGAUGAAAAUACCCUGGGUGAAUAAUGUCUCUGUGCUCACCCAUACGGAUUUCACCGUGCUGGUCUUCUUCUUCAUUGUGUACAACAUUGCCAUGAUAUGUUUCUGCUUUAUGCUCGCUACGUUCUUCUCCAAGGCCAGCACAGCGGCUGCAGUCAGUGGCAUUAUACUCUUCGUUGGCUAUAUACCCUAUACAUUCACCUAUAAUACCUAUGCGGAUAUGUCGCUGGGUUCGAAGCUUGGCUGGAGUCUGUCGGCCAACACUGCCAUGGGCUUUGGCUUUCAGCUUAUCUUGGCCUUUGAAGCCACCGGCGAGGGACUGCAGUGGAGCAAUCUGUUUAGUCCCGUCAACGUAGACGACAACUUCACCGUGGGCUAUAUCAUUGUCAUGAUGCUGAUUUCAGCCGUCAUCUAUAUGCUUAUCUGUCUAUAUGUCGAACAAAUAUUUCCUGGAGAUUUUGGUGUGCCACGCAAAUGGAAUUUUAUCUUUAUGCGCAGCUUUUGGUGUGGACAAAGCGACUAUAUGGGUGUUGAGGACAGCUCCAACUCCAAUGGCAUUCAGCACCGUCGCGAUCCCAACGCAUUCGAAGCUGAACCCGAGGGCAAGAACAUUGGCCUGCAAAUACGCAAUUUAAAGAAAAGAUUCGGUGAUAAGAUGGCUGUCAAUGGCAUGUCCAUAAAUAUGUUUGAGGAUGAAAUAACGGUGCUGCUGGGACACAACGGCGCCGGCAAAACCACCACCAUAUCCAUGCUCACAGGCAUGUUCCCACCAACUGCCGGCACUGCCAUCAUCAAUGGCAGCGAUAUACGCACCAACAUCGAUGGCGCUCGCAUGUCCAUGGGCAUUUGUCCGCAGCACAAUGUGCUCUUUGGCGAUAUGAGUGUCUCCGAUCAUUUGCGCUUCUUCAGUCGCAUGAAGGGACUGACAGGUGCAGCGGUGGAGAAGGAGGUGGAAAAGUAUAUUAAGCUAAUUGAGCUGGAGAACAAAGCGAAUGUUAUGUCAUCGAAGCUAUCCGGCGGCAUGAAGCGCAAGCUUUCAGUUUGUUGUGCGCUCUGUGGCGAUGCCAAGGUGGUGCUAUGCGAUGAGCCCAGCUCGGGCAUGGAUCCAGCGGCUAGGCGACAAAUGUGGGAUCUGUUGCAGCAGGAGAAAAUUGGACGCACUUUGCUGCUGACUACACAUUUUAUGGAUGAGGCUGAUGUGCUGGGCGAUCGCAUUGCCAUAAUGUGCGAUGGUGAGCUCAAUUGCUAUGGUACUUCAUUCUUUCUAAAGAAGCAAUAUGGCUCGGGUUAUAGAUUGAUAUGCGUAAAGCGUGAGAACUGUGAACCUGCUGAGGUGACAGCGCUACUAAAUCUCUAUGUACCAGGCAUACAGCCGGACAGCGAUAUUGGCGCUGAGCUAAGCUACAAGCUACCUGACAGUUACUCAUCGCAGUUUGAGAAAAUGUUUGGCGAGCUGGAGCAGCGCGCCGAGGAAGUGAACUUGGAUGGCUAUGGCGUGGGCAUAACCUCGCUGGAGGAGGUCUUUAUGAAAGUGGGCGCUGAAAAGGCGAGCAAUGGUGAGCGCAAGCAGCAGAGCGCUAUAAUGAAUGGCGGCACUGGUUAUAACGAUGAGGACAAUGAGUCUAUACAAUCCGAUGGCGUCUUUUCGGAGCAUCGUCGCUUGCUUAGCGGCAUGAAGCUUUGGACGAAUCAAUGGCAUGCCAUGCUGCUAAAGAAACUGCUCUACACGUGGCGCAACAAGCUGCUCUUUGUCAUACAGAAUCUGAUACCCAUUUUCAUUGUAUGUGUAACUAUACUGAGUGCCCGAAAUUACGGCACAUUCCAAGCGCUGCCGCCCAUUGACAUUAGUCUGCAGCAGUAUCCAGAGGCAGUUACUAUACUGGAUCUAGCCAAUGUUGGCAACGAUACUACAACCUUAAGCAUUGCCAAAGAGUAUGAGCUGCUGGCCAAGUCGUUUGGACCCAAGUACAGCCUGCAGCAGACGGGCGCUAUAGGCUUUGAGGAGUAUAUUCUGGAGCUGGGCAAGAGCAUACAAGUGCGCAUUAAUUCGCGUUAUUUGGCUGCUGCCAGCAUUGCUGAUAAUGGUAUCAUCGCCUGGCUGAACAAUCAGCCGCUGCAUACGGCGCCGCUGACGCUUAAUCUAGUGCACAAUGCUUUGGCGCGUGCGCUGAUCGGAACAGAUGCUCAUGUGGGCGUCACCAAUUGGCCGCUGCCGUAUACCACAAGCACGCUCUUUGCCAAUCUGAAUCUGGGCAAGAGUCUGGGCACACAGCUGGCCACCAACAUUUGCUUCUGCAUGUGCUUUGUAAGCGCUUUUUAUAUUAUCUUUCCGGUCAAGGAGCGCGAGUCGCGUGCCAAGCUGCUGCAGUUCGUCAGCGGCGUGCGUGUGUUCACAUUUUGGUUUACGCAAGUGCUUUGGGAUAUUUGCACCAUGACAUUGACGGCGCUGGUGGUCAUUGUGACCAUUGCCUGCUUCCAGGAGGAUGGCUUCAGCAGUUUGGCAGAGCUGUCGCGCUACUUUUUGUUAAUCUUCAUCUUUGGCUGCUCGGUGCUGCCGUUCACCUAUAUUGCCUCCUUAUUCUGCAAGGAACCAGCCACAGGCUUUGCACGCGUCUCCACUUUGAAUCUGUUUGCUGGCAUGGCGCUCUUUAUUGUCGUUAUGGUUAUGAAGAUUGAUGUGUUUGAUACGAACAAAACAGCCGAUUUGCUUAGCUGGAUUUUCCGCGCUUUUCCGCACUUUUCGCUGGCGCUGGGACUGAACAAGGCCUACGUCAAUGUUGCCUCACGCAGCGCCUGCGAAAAAGUGAGCAUGCUGCCGCCCAUACUGCUCUGCGAGCUGGUGCCCCAAUGCUGUGAUCUGAAGCCCUACUUUGCUUGGGAGGAGCCUGGUGUGCUGCCUGAAAUUCUUUACAUGACCCUCACUGCAAUUAUCUUCUUUUCUUUUCUUAUAAUACGCGAAUUUGGUUUAAUUAGUGAGCUUAGCUAUAUGCUCAAAAGUAAAUUUAGCAAACCACCGCCAGCACCAGUUGAUAGUUCCAUUGAUGAUGAUGUCGAUGCCGAGCGUCGACGCAUACUCAACAUGAAUCACCAUGAGCUGCAUGCCAAGAAUCUUGUGCUGGAUCGCGUUACCAAGUACUAUGGCAAAUUUCUAGCUGUCAAUCAAGUGUCGCUUUGUGUGCAAGGCGCUGAGUGCUUUGGACUGCUGGGCGUCAAUGGAGCAGGCAAGACCACAACCUUCAAAAUGAUGACAGGCGAUGAGCGCAUUAGCUCCGGCACUGCCUAUGUGCAGGGCUUGAAUCUAAAGUCGGAUAUGAAUACAGUUUACAAGCGCGUUGGCUACUGUCCGCAGUUUGAUGCGCUGCUGGAGGAUUUGACUGGACGUGAGAUGCUGCGAAUAUUCUGUUUGCUGCGCGGCGUGCAGGCAAUGCGCAUUAAUCAAUUGUCAGAGGAUCUAGCCAGAUCGUUUGGCUUCAUGAAGCAUCUGGACAAGCCCACAAAAACUUACAGUGGCGGCAAUAAGCGCAAGCUGAGCACAGCUAUUGCAGUGUUGGGCACACCGUCUGUCAUUUACUUGGAUGAGCCCACCACGGGCAUGGAUCCGGCAGCGCGACGCCAGCUGUGGAACAUGGUGUGUCGCAUACGUGAUGCGGGCAAGAGCAUUGUGCUCACCUCGCACAGCAUGGAGGAGUGCGAGGCACUAUGCACGCGUCUGGCCAUUAUGGUGAAUGGUGAAUUCAAGUGUAUUGGGCCAACACAGCAUCUGAAGAAUAAGUUCUCCAAGGGUCUCAUACUCAAGAUCAAAGUGCGACGCAAUGCAAAACACUUGCGCAACAACAGCAGCUUUUCACGACAUGCGGAUGAGGUGCCAGUGGCUGUGCAAUUAGCCGAUCAGAAUAUUAAUAGAGUAAAGGAGUUUGUGCUGGACAAAUUUCCAGAGGCUAUACUGCAGGAAGAGUAUCAGGGCAUGUUGACCUUCUAUGUGCCAUUAACUGGCAUCAAGUGGUCCGAAAUCUUUGGCCUUAUGGAGCGCAAUCGUGAGCAGCUAAAUGUUGAGGACUAUGCCAUUAGCCAGACAACGCUGGAGGAAAUAUUUUUAGAGUUUGCCAAGUAUCAGCGCGAAGAUACACGCGACACGAAAAUGACUAGGGUAAGCAAUUGGAGUAAAUUUCUGCUGUUGCUUUGGAAGAACUGGACGCUGCAAAGGAAUCACAAAAUACGUUUCUGCGUGGAGCUUUUACUGCCAGCGAUAUUUUCAUUAUUAUUGGUGCUAGUUCGAUCGCUAGUGGCAACGGAAAAUAAGGAGAGUGUGCAAUUUUCGCCAUUGGAAUUGAAUACAUUGGAGGUGUACAGAGAUAACAUAAAAAGUUCACGCAUGAUCGAAUCAUUCAUUUCACGAUUUAUUGCAAAAGAAAGCGAAGCGCGCGAAACAACUUUUCCCGCUCUAGCGCUGUACUAUUCGCCCAAGAGUAAAUUACUGGAUGAGCUUGUAGCUGAGGUAGUCGAAACAUUGAAUAUGAGCACAUAUCAGGGCUACGAAACAUCGCAGGAUCUAACACAGGCGCUGAUUGUGGACAAUGCGUUGGCGGGCAUACAAUUCGAUAGCGAUAUGGCCGAUGCUAGCGAAUUGCCAAAUCGCUUUGAGUUUACGCUGCGUUUUCCCUCAGCGCUGCGUACGGCCAAGUUCAAAAUAGGCAUGUCCUGGCUUACAUUAAGGCUGUUUCCGCAGCUGCUAACAACAGGACCACGCAAUCCGGACGAUCCUGAUGGUGGUGUACCGGGUGCUUAUUUACGCGAGGGAUUUCUGCCCAUACAACAUGCACUGAGCAUGGCCUAUUUACGCCGAAAAUCGAAUAAUGCUAAGCUGCCCAAAGUGCUGCUGCAGCGUUAUCCAUAUCCAAAAUAUAUAUACGAUCCGCUGCUGCAGGGACUGUCUAGUUUUAUAUCCAUGAUUAUAUUGCUAAGUUUUCUGUAUCCCUGUUCGAAUAUUACCCGAUAUGUUACCACUGAAAAGGAGCGACAGCUAAAGGAAGUUAUGAAAAUUAUGGGCUUGAGCAAUUGGCUGCAUUGGACCGCGUGGUUUGUCAAGUCUUUUAUUAUGCUAAGUAUAUCGGCUGUACUUAUAGCGCUGCUUAUCAUAAUUCCCUGGAAGGAUAACGUUGCAGUGCUGACGCAUUGCGACUUUACAGUGCUGGUCUUCUUCUUUCUCAUCUAUAUAGUGGCCAGCAUUAGCUUCUGCUUUAUGAUGGCCACGUUCUUCUCCAAGGCGAGCACAGCGGCAGCGGUGACAGCUAUAGUGUGGUUUAUUACCUAUGUGCCCUAUAUGUUUACCAUUAAUGUCUAUGACGAGCUGUCGCUGGCGACGAAGCUCAUGUGGAGCAUUCUAUCGAACACUGCCAUGGGCUUUGGCUUUAAGCUUAUACUCGACUUUGAGGGCACUGGCGAGGGCUUUCAUUGGAACAAUUUAUUUACGCCCGUCAACAUCGAUGAUACGCUAUGCAUUGGCUACUUACUGCUAAUGAUGCUGCUGUCCGCCGCUAUCUAUUUGCUUAUUUGUCUAUAUGUGGAGCAAAUAUUUCCGGGUGACUUUGGUGUGCCACGCGUGUGGUAUUUUCCAUUUACGCGCAGCUUUUGGUGCAGCUUGAAACGCAAGCGCAUAAGUUUACAUGCGGCCAAUGAGCCGCUGCAGAAACUUGAUCGCUAUGCGUUCGAGGCCGAUCCGGAUGAUCGCAAUAUUGGACUGGAAAUGCGCAAUCUAAAGAAAAGAUUUGGCAACAAGACUGCCGUGAAGGGCUUGUCCAUAAAUAUGUACGAGGAUGAGAUUACAGUGCUGCUGGGACACAAUGGUGCGGGCAAAACCACAACCAUAUCCAUGCUCACAGGCAUGAUACCGCCCAGCAGCGGCACUGCCAUCAUCAAUGGCUGCGACAUACGCAGCAACAUUGAGGGCGCGCGUCUGUCCAUGGGCAUUUGUCCGCAGCACAAUGUGCUAUUCGAGGAUAUGAGUGUGUCCAAUCAUUUGCGUUUCUUUUGCAAAAUGAAGGGUUUGAAGGGUGCAGCAGUUAGAGAGGAGACGGACAAGUAUCUGCGGCUUAUAGGGCUGGAGCGCAAGGCGCAUGUUAUGUCAGCCAAGUUAUCGGGCGGCAUGCAGCGCAAGCUUUCAGUUUGUUGUGCGCUCUGUGGCAACACCAAGGUGGUGCUAUGCGAUGAGCCCAGCUCGGGAAUGGAUCCUUUAUCCAGAAGACAGCUGUGGGAUUUGCUGCAGCAGGAGAAAACUGGACGCACUGUGCUGCUGACUACGCAUUUUAUGGAUGAGGCGGAUGUGCUGGGCGAUCGCAUUGCCAUAAUGGGGCAUGGUGAGCUCAAAUGCUAUGGCACUUCAUUCUUUUUGAAGAAGCAAUAUGGCAGUGGCUAUAUAUUGGUUUGCGUUAAGCGUGAGAGCUGCGAGCCCGCGCAGGUAACAGCGCUGCUCAAUGUUUAUAUACCCGAUCUGCAGAUUUUUAGUGAUAUUGGCGCUGAGCUAACCUACAAGCUGCCCGAUAGCUACUCGGCGCAGUUUGAAAGCAUGUUCAGUGAGCUGGAGCGACGCGCCGAGCAGCUGCAGCUGGAGGGCUAUGGUGUGGGCAUAACGCCGCUGGAGGAGGUUUUUCUCAAAGUGGGCGCCGAGUAUGCAACCGAGGAAGUGCAGCAAAGAAAAAAAGGCAAAAAGCGUGCAAGCAGCAGCGCUGAUGAUGAGCAGCAGCAGCAGCAGUUGAAUCAAUCUGAUGACUUUUUGAAAAAUCAACGCUUGCUCAUGGGCAUGUCGCUGCUGCUGAAUCAAUGGCGCGCAAUGCUGCUAAAGAAAAUUUUGUACAGCUGGCGCAGCAAAUUUCUGUUCAUAUGUCAAAACUUUUUGCCCAUUUUCUUUGUCACCAUCACCGUGUUGAUCGCACGCACGCGUGGCACAUUUCGUGAGCAGCCGGCCAUGAAAAUCAGUUUGCGACAAUAUGAAAAGGCAGUAACUGUGCUGGAGCGCUAUAGCAAUAUAACUGGCGAUACGCGCAGCGUGGCCAUGGCGGAUCAAUAUGCAGCAGUUGCGUCCUCAUAUGGCGGCGCCUAUCGCUUUGUGGAAACCGAUGAUCAGGACUUUGAGCAGUACAUACUGCAGCUGGGCAAGAGCAUACAAGUGCGCAUUAAUUCGCGUUAUUUAGCUGCGGCCAGCAUAGGGGAUAAUGCUAUCAUCGCCUGGCUGAACAAUCAGCCGCUGCAUACGGCGCCGCUGACGGUUAAUCUAGUGCACAAUGCUAUGGCGCGUGCGCUGCUGGGCGAGGAUGCGCACAUUGGCGUCACCAAUUGGCCGCUGCCGUAUAGCGCGGACACAAUGCUCACGCAGCUGAAUACGGGCAACAAUCUGGGCACGCAGCUGGGCACCAAUCUCUGCUUCUGCAUGUGCCUGGUCAGCUCUUUCUAUAUCAUCUUUUUGAUCAAGGAGCGCGAGUCGCGUGCCAAGCUGCUGCAGUUUGUGGGCGGCGUGCGCGUCAUGACAUUUUGGUUGUCCCAAUUCGUUUGGGACUUUCUUACGCUCACAUUUACUUCGCUCGUUGUCAUCAUUACCAUUGUUUGCUUUCAGGAGAAGGGCUUCACCACUAGCUCUGAGCUGGGACGCUACUUUCUGAUAUUGCUGCUCUUCAAUUGGGCUGUGCUGCCGCUAACCUAUUUGGCUGCGCUGUGCUUCAAGGAGCCGGCGACGGGUUUUUCGCGUCUGGCCAUCUUCAAUAUAUUUGUGGGCAUGGCCAUGUUCAUUGUCGUCAUCAUUAUGUCGUUUGAAGCGUUUGAUACUUCGGAUAUUGCUGAUAUCAUUAGCUGGAUAUUUCGCGUAUCGCCGCAUUUCUCGCUGGCCAUGGCUUUGAACAAGGCCUACACCAAUAUUGGUAAACUCAAUGCCUGCGACAAAGUCAGCGCGCUGCCUCAAAUUCUCAUCUGCGAACUCAUGCCCAAGUGCUGCAUUCUGCGCUCAUUCUUUGACUGGAAGUAUCCGGGCAUAUUGCCGGAAACUGUCUAUUUGAUCGGAGUCGGUAUAUUGGGUUUCCUUUUGCUUAUAAUGCACGAAUAUCGAUUGUUCAGUCGCCUUAACUAUAUCCUCCACAAACGGCCCAUCAAACCACCGCCUACACUACGAGCAAACUACUUUGACUCCGAUGUGAAUGCUGAGCGUGAAUUUAUUUUGAAAAUGAGCCCCGCUGAGCUGCAGGAAAAGAAUUUGGUGCUGGAUCGCGUAUCGAAGUACUAUGGACACUUUCAUGCCGUCAAUCAGGUGUCGCUCUGUGUGCGCAGCGCCGAGUGCUUUGGACUGCUGGGCGUCAAUGGAGCAGGCAAGACCACAACCUUCAAGAUGAUGACAGGCGAUGAGCGCAUUAGCUCCGGCACUGCCUAUGUGCAGGGCUUGAAUCUAAAGUCGGAUAUGAAUACAGUUUACAAGCGAAUUGGCUACUGUCCGCAGUUCGAUGCGCUGAUUGAUGAUUUGACUGGGCGCGAAGUGCUGCGCAUAUUUUGUUUGCUACGUGGUGUGCAGAGCAAGCGCGUCAAGCCGCUGUCAGAGGAUUUGGCCAGAUCGUUUGGCUUUAUGCGGCAUCUGGACAAGCCCACAAAAACUUACAGUGGCGGCAAUAAGCGCAAGCUGAGCACAGCUAUUGCCAUACUUGGCUCCCCAUCGGUUGUUUACUUGGAUGAGCCCACCACGGGCAUGGAUCCGGGUGCGCGACGCCAGCUGUGGAGCAUGGUGUGUCGCAUACGCGAUGCGGGCAAGAGCAUUGUGCUCACCUCGCACAGCAUGGAGGAGUGCGAGGCGCUCUGCACGCGUCUGGCCAUUAUGGUGAAUGGUGAAUUCAAGUGCAUUGGCUCGACGCAGCAUCUGAAGAAUAAGUUCUCCAAGGGUCUCAUACUUAAGAUUAAAGUGCGACGCCGCUCAUUGUUUUAUGCAAGAAGCACUAGCGCAAGUUUGGCGCAAGGCGCAAGUUACGUGCCCGAGCACAAGCCAGCGCUGGAGCUUGUGGAGUAUGGAGAGAACAACAAGAGCACGCAGACUAAGCAGAGCUAUCUAACUAAGCUGGCAAAGCAUCGCGCGCAGCAGCGCGCACAACAACAAACGGAAGCUGCAAGAAUCGCAUCGGUUUUGAUUUACUCACAGCAACAGUCCAUCGAGGAUGUUAAGCAGUUUGUUAAGGAUAAAUUUCCAGCCUCAGUAUUGCAAGAGCAAUAUCAGGGUAUGUUAACAUUUUAUAUACCACUGACUGGCAUUAAGUGGUCGAAGAUUUUUGGAUUCAUGGAGCGCAAUCGCGAUGAGCUGAAUGUUGAGGACUAUGCCAUAAGCCAAACGACGCUAGAGGAAAUCUUUUUAGACUUUGCCAAGUAUCAGCGCGAGGAUACGCGCGACACGGGCGGCAAACGUUGUUGCAGCUGUUGCUGCAAGUGUUGAGCUCUGGCAAUUUAUUAAUCACUUUUGUAUUUUAUAUAUAGCGAUAUAUAAUAAAUGAACUAAACAAUUUAAA